AAACCAUGCUGUCAAAUAAACAAUAAGGAUUGUCACGGACACGACCCAAUCUUGUGCAUUAUUUAGCGUGCAUCUGCUUGAAAUCCUCCAAUCGUUUUUUCAGAGGGCGGAUUAAGACUCGGGCCGUAGCGAGCAUGUUUGUGUGAGUCUGCUGUUCCGGUCUACCCAACAGGGCUAACUAGCUCCAGUAGCACUAGCAGCAACUUGAGAAGAGCCAGCCAGCCCCUUGUCAAAAAAAAAAAUAGCUGCAGUAGGAAACAAUUCAGCCGCUUUUCUGCAGCAAGGUGCUUAUUGAACAGUGCACGCCCUUUUCUACAAAAAGUGAAGUCGUGGAGCAUAAUACCUGGGGUGUCCAUCCUUUUGAAUAUACCCUGUUAGCGCUGGCUUCCGCCCUGUGACUCUUUGGUCAGUAGAGGGGCCACACCAGAGCAAGGGCCCACGUCGUGCCUCCAGGUCCCCUCUGCCUCUGUGUGUGACCGUGUGUUGAGUUCUCUGGAGACUCUCGGCUAGCCCCACCAAGAUGUCCUCCAUCUUGCCGUUCACUCCUCCUGUGGUGAAGAGGCUGUUGGGCUGGAAGAAGUCAGCCAGCGGUCCAGGUGGAGCGGGCGGCGGAGAGCAGAACGGACAAGAAGAGAAGUGGUGUGAGAAGGCUGUGAAGAGCCUGGUGAAGAAGCUGAAGAAGACAGGCCAGCUGGACGAGCUGGAGAAAGCCAUCACCACACAGAACUGCAACACCAAGUGUGUCACCAUCCCCAGCAAUUGCUCUGAAAUAUGGGGACUGAGUACACCAAAUACGAUAGAACAGUGGGAUACAUCAGGCCUAUACAGCUACCCUGACCAAACCAGAUCCCUGGAUGGACGCCUGCAGGUCUCCCACAGGAAGGGGCUUCCCCAUGUUAUCUACUGCCGCUUGUGGCGAUGGCCGGACCUGCACAGCCACCACGAGCUGCGUGCCAUCGAGGCCUGUGAGUAUGCCUUCCACCUCAAGAAGGACGAGGUCUGCAUCAACCCCUACCACUACCAGAGGGUGGAGACUCCAGUGCUGCCUCCCGUUCUCGUGCCAAGACACUCGGAAAUCCUGACAGAGCUGCCACCUCUGGAUGACUAUACUCAUUCCAUACCUGAGAACACAAACUUUCCUGCAGGAAUUGAACCUCCAAACAACUAUAUACCAGAAACUCCACCACCAGGCUAUAUCAGUGAGGAUGGGGAGGCCAGUGAUCAACAGAUGAAUCAAAGUUCUCCUGCAGAACUAUCUCCCAGCACUCUGUCCCCUGUCAAUCACAGCAUGGACCUGCAGCCGGUGACUUACUCUGAGCCAGCCUUCUGGUGCUCGAUAGCCUACUACGAACUGAACCAGCGUGUGGGCGAGACGUUCCACGCCUCUCAGCCCUCGCUGACGGUGGAUGGCUUCACAGACCCAUCCAACUCCGAGCGUUUCUGCCUGGGCCUGCUGUCUAAUGUCAACAGGAAUGCCACUGUGGAGAUGACUAGGAGGCACAUAGGAAGAGGAGUUAGACUGUACUACAUUGGAGGGGAGGUAUUUGCUGAGUGUCUGAGUGAUAGCGCCAUCUUUGUCCAGAGUCCAAACUGCAACCAACGGUAUGGCUGGCACCCGGCAACAGUGUGCAAAAUUCCUCCAGGCUGUAAUCUGAAAAUCUUCAACAACCAGGAAUUUGCAGCCCUGCUGGCCCAGUCAGUCAACCAAGGUUUUGAGGCUGUGUACCAGCUCACCAGGAUGUGCACCAUCCGCAUGAGCUUUGUCAAAGGCUGGGGAGCCGAGUACAGGCGGCAGACUGUCACAAGCACUCCUUGCUGGAUCGAGCUGCAUUUGAACGGACCCCUGCAGUGGCUGGACAAGGUUCUGACCCAGAUGGGUUCCCCGUCUGUGCGCUGCUCCAGUAUGUCCUAAACAGCUAAAGGAAACACCCCAAAACGUCAGCCCAUUACAAAGAUCAUGAAAUUCUAAACUUGUGAGUCCUAUCAUGAAAAAAAAAUAUAGAAACCCCACAGAAUGAAUUUCUGUAACAUACUUCAUAGUAUUUGUGGCCCAGUUCCACGUCCCUGUUUUAACUUUAUACAUACACACACAAACACACACACACACACACAAUGCACACACACACACACACACACACACACACACACACAUACAAAAAAACAGACUUUUCAGUAUGGAAUUUGGCACUUUGUUACCCAUCUAUGUCAUGCACCUUGUUAAAUUGCUUUUCCCCAAAUCCUUAAUAUUAGAUCUAUUUGUGGUACAAAUAAAAUGUAUAUUGGUUUUUAGUCCAGGAAGCAGGGGGAAAUACCAAAAAUAUCUGUGAAUAGUUUCUCAGUAUUGAAGAUUGCUUGUAUGAGUAACACAAGCUUGAAUGCUAAAAUGAUUUUUAGUCCAACCCACCCCAACCAUUGUUCUGAUCCUAAGUUUACUUUUCUCUGGGAAACUUGGACCCAUCUUUUGUCAGGGGGGAGUUGGCUUGGGUGAGAAACGAUGGCCUUGGUGGCUGUUCCCCUCUGAGGGAAAACGCCACAAUGUGUUUAUGAAAUUUGAUUGAAUUGACUUCUCUUUGCCAGAAUGGCCCUUUUUUAAACUCUUGAUGUGUGUCGUUAUAAGACAUACCUCUUAAUAGACAAAUAGGAAUGUUAGUAAAAGGAAAAAAAGAAAAAUUAGAAACCCAAAACAAACUGCAAACUCGGUCUGGCUGUAGUUUACUUCUUUGUCAUUAUAUGGCACUCUCCCGUGUCCUUGGUUUAGUUGAUUUGCAGCCCCACUGAACAGCCUGGAAUGGAAGCUAAUGAGAUCUUGGCCAGGGUGUGCGGGGUGCGCUGGGCAGGGACCAGAGAAUAUCAGCUGUUAGUGAAAGAUUUUUUUUUUCUCUUUGACAUGACACUGGGAGUCCAGGGGCUCUCCAAGGUGAAGCAUUAAAAAAAAAAAAAAAAAGUCUCACCAGGAGAAAUUGAAGGUAUCAAUGAAUUUCAUUCUGUUGUUUUUAGCCUAUAUCCCCUUUCUUUUGCUACUUUUUUUGUAUUCUCAUGUAUUUUUAUAUAUAAAUAUACUUAAAAUUUUCUGUCGUUCACUUUUUAUUAAAGUAAUAUUUUCAAGACCACAGCUGUUUUUAAAGUGACAUUGAGAGCAUGGAUCAUUCCUUCAUUUUACCUAAAAGCUUCAGCUUGAAUCCAGUUCCAAUUGAAGCCCUUUGUCUUGGUAAGAAAAUCACUGCCCCACAUGAUGUAGCUUGUUUUUAUCUUUUUUUUUUUUUUUUUUUUUUUCAAAAGAAAUCUGGUGCAUUUAAAGUACACAAUUGAUUUGCCUGUAACCCGAAUCUGCUUUCCUGUAAUGGUUUUACUGACUCCAGAGGCAUGUACAACUUACUAAUGGACAUUCAUCUCUUCACUUUUGUGAAAACACUCAUUUGACCUCUUGAAGCCCUUUGGUGCUUAGUUAAGCGGGUAAAGGUCAACCAGAUAUAAUUGGCUUUUAAAAUGUUAUAGAAACACGGCAGUAUUCCAGUUUCUUACAUCAGAAAGGAAGAGCGAAUGAGCCUGCACACUGGGACAUUCUGUGUUAAUGUGUGUAUUGUAUUCGUUCCUGUCUAUAAAAUACAGUAUGUACAACAAGACUUACUAGCUUGCACUCUGCCAUUAUUGUCAUUAUGUGGCUGUUGCGAGUUUAACAUCUGUUUUUCCUUCCCCUCUCCUUUUAUUGAUGUAAAUGUGUUUACCUUACGGCACUAGUGAUUGUACUUUAAGUGCACCUAGUGAGUUUGGAUUUGGGGAACUGAACCAUGUGUUAGGGUCCAGUGUUACAUUGUUUUUAUCUUUGGCCUACAACAUAUGAAUGUGAAAAAAUACAUUACAAAACUGACGUGGACCAGACGUACAUAUACAUAACAGUAGUACAGUAUGUGUGUAUUUAACAGUAAUCUUUUGCAAAGCAGUCAGUACAGUAGAUGUCGCAGUUGUUUUACCAGUAGAGGGCGGUAUUGAUAGAGCAGUUCUUUUCUGACCAUAAGCUUCUCAGGCGUGUGGCAUAUUAUGCAGACUUCAUAAAACACUAAUAAAGAUUUUUAUUCUCAUGAUGA
Myripristis murdjan (pinecone soldierfish) is the source of this 4085-nucleotide messenger RNA. RefSeq names its product mothers against decapentaplegic homolog 2. NCBI's taxonomy places the organism in Eukaryota, Metazoa, Chordata, Actinopteri, Holocentriformes, Holocentridae. The record is from RefSeq and is a predicted model, not a curated record. Bases 521 to 1912 code for a protein of 463 amino acids. Gene Ontology annotation, cellular component: heteromeric SMAD protein complex. Gene Ontology annotation, biological process: transforming growth factor beta receptor signaling pathway; anatomical structure morphogenesis; positive regulation of transcription by RNA polymerase II. Gene Ontology annotation, molecular function: DNA-binding transcription factor activity, RNA polymerase II-specific; I-SMAD binding; RNA polymerase II cis-regulatory region sequence-specific DNA binding. The transcript is spliced from 11 exons.